AGCUAUAUUUAUAUAUGUGAUGUCUGCCAGUCUUUCUCUAUGGAAUCAUAAUUAAGUGUGAAUUUAUAGGUAAGCGUAAUAAAGUGUUUUAAGUGUUUCCCAGCGAGAUAUAUUCAGUUGCUGGCCACUGCAAGGCCAUUGGCCCAACAGUCUCCGCUGCUGGCCCUGGGCGUUAAUACCUUUGACCUGCUGAUCCAGCUGGCGAGGGGGAGGCGUACACCCCUCACUACAGCCUGCAGUCACCCGCCUCACUUGUGCCUUCCUGAAGGAGGCAGGGCAGCCACCAAGCCUGUGGUUGGCUCACAGGAAGCCCCCAGAGCAUAAAAGUGAUGAUGCAGGGGCAUCAUUGCAGCCCUAGAGAGGAAGAGGAACAUGGCUGAAGACUUGGUUAAAAGAUUAGUCAAAUAUAAGAUUGAAACAGAUCUUUAAAGUGUUCACAGCAAUUCGGCUUUCAUUUGUAAACAAAGAGCAGACAGCUAGGAAGAUGACACCAGCAGCGGCAGGCGGCGACAGGCAGUGUGACACCUUAGCCCUCCGCUCUGCCUGACAUGUGCUGCGUGCCACGCAACCAAACUCAAGUGGAACAUGCACUGUUACAUGUACCAGAUUAUCGGACACGCCUAACAAGUGUGGCGCCAUUCGUAAGGCAACAAAACUGCUUGUCUUGAAAGAAAGUCCAGUGACAGAGACAACCUUGGCCAGUGUUGUGUUCGCUUCCUGACAGGGCGGGGAUUGUGACCAGGAAUUUGUCCAGCUUCCUCUUUGCCUUGGAAAGUGCAUUCCUGGCUGAGUGUGGUGCGUGUGCCUGCUUCUUGUGUGGUGGUGCUGCUGCUGCGUGAAGCCUCUGCCGUGGGAACCCACCACAAAUAGCUAAUGGAUUCUGUAUGACGGGAUCAGCAGCAGACAGAAUUCCAGUGAUGUAUUAACAUGCCUAGGGACAGCCUUGGGGGCAUCCAUUACUGGCAGAAGCCCGAGUGUGCUGAGUGACGGGGCGGCAUGACCUUGCACAUCAGAGGGUCAGGCAGUGCAGUGCAGACUCCAAGGCUCCCCAAGUAUACAGCAUUGUUGUGUGUGUGGAUGGGGUGUGUGUGCCAGACUCCUCACACUCUGUAUUGGGCCUUUGUUGGAGGCGUCCCCUGUGAUAUAGUGGAUGACAACCUGGAGCUCUGUGACACACUGACAAGGGAGAAGGUUACUUGUCGCUCCAAGGCUAAGCUGGUCGGCCCCAUGAAUGUCACUGUCUGCGUUACCGGAAGAGGCGCGUCUGAAGUGACCAAGAUAGGAAGGUACUUGGACUCCCAGGACAGGCUGUACCAGUUCCUCACAUAUGCUGUUGUAUGGAGGUGUGUCUUACCUCAAGGAAUAAUGGCAUCAUACUAAGAAGCGCAGUGAAUCCUGCAGUUGUCACCAGGUUUGGUUUACAACCAACUGCAAGUUUGUUUUGGUACAUGAAAUGUAAGAGUCAUCACCUAAUUUCUUCCUGACUGGUGUUAUUUUAUGUGAAUUACUAGCCAUCACUAGCAGACCUCUUGGGUGGUUUCCAAGACCCCAGCUUGGCCUUCAAGACACUUAACCAUACCAGGGUCUUCCUCCAGCAGCUCACCAGAAUAUAACUGGAUAACUUGCCUGCUGCCAGUACCUCCAGGCCUCUAGAGGUUGUGGCACCACAGCCUGCACAGCCCCUCAAAUCCCCAACAAGAACAAGAACACAACAGGAUAGUGGGAGUGAUGGCUUCAAGACACACUGCCACUGUACAGGGCAGCUGUUACUCUUGUACAUCAUGUGCUGCUUACAAGACUGUGCCUAAAAAUCUGAGAGGAAAAAGUAAAAGCUCACAGGACUGGUUGACGAGACAGCUAAAUGACCCUUAUGUGAAGUUGACCAAGCAACAUCAGCGCAGGCCCUAGUGGGUACGUGGACCUCCUCAAUGGACAGAUGGACAGAGGCUGGUGUGCUGGCUACAUGUAUCAGGAGCAAAUCUCAACCUUCUUCUCCGUUGUGGCAACAGGGAUGACAUAUGAGAUGGCCAUGACCAGCACACCCCUUCAGGUGCUACGUCUGCACCUGCCACACAGUCCAUCCUCUGAGGCCGUUGUCCUGCUCAUCUUCCCAAAGCCUCAGCGUUAUGACACCUAUGUGGAUGGUGUCUUUGUUCCCCCAGCCAACCUCAACACCUCUGCAGCCGGCUACAAGCUGUUGCCUGAGAACCCCACCCAUCCUCAGGCUUUCCUUCCCAUGUUGGACAAUGCAAUGGGGACCAGCUUCUUCCAGCGCAGUGCUAAGUUGGUCCAUGUGGUGCUGUGUGAAGGCCGCAUCCUUGACAUCAAGACCACACCCAUGAUCACCCUCACCAGUGGCCUCAUGGUGAAGGAAGAUGAAUUUUAUGAGCAGAACUUGGUGUUGAAUCUGGCCAGCCUGUUUGAGGUAUCCCCAAACAACAUCAGGGUCAUCAGUGUUAUGCAGGAGCUCUCCAAGAGACAGCAGGGAAGGCUGGAGGCUGAAGUGGCCAGUGCUCACACUACAAGCCUGAAUGGUGAGGAGGAGGAGGGAGCAAUUGGUGGGGAGGAAGGCAGUGUUGUCAUUCUGGAUGCCAAGCUGUUCUGCAAGCAGCAGGAGAAGGAGGUGGCAGAGAAGAUCAAGGAGAGCCUGGCAGUGACUGAGUAUGCCAAGCCAUCCAGUGCAUUGGUGCUGAGUGGUGUGUCCAGCAGUGUGGUGCAGUACACAGUGUUUGAAAUGCAGCUGUCCUUUACUGUGCUGGAUACAGAGGGUGCACCCACCAGUGACCUGGGCCACAAGAGUGAUCCCUCGCAGGUCACGGCAAGUCUCUUGGGAGGUCCGCCAUGUGCCAUCGUCAUGGGCACCACAACAGUUCCCAACAGGAAUGGCACUGCCAUCUUCACCAACCUGUCUGUCAGCAAGCCCAGGGAAGGCUACAACCUCACUUUCACCAUCACCUACCCCAGCUAUGCUCCAGCCCUCACCACCACCCUGGAGGGGACCUUCAGCUUGACACAGAUGAGUGCAGCAAUGGUCCUGCAGCAGCCCAGCAUAGUGCAGGCUGGACAACCCACCACCAUCACUGUUCACUUUGUUGACAAGGACUCUGGCUUGGUGCUUAAUGGCCUGGCUUUCAAGACAUUUGUGGGCAAACUGCUGGCAAAGACUGCUGAGGGACACUUUGAGGUUAUCCAGAGGUAUGCCAAGCUGUAUGUACCAGAUGAGGCCGUGUCAAUGCUCACCUUUGAGAACGUCAUAUUUGAGGCGCCAGACGUGAGACAGCAACUCAUAGCCAAGGUUGCUGUCGUCUCCGCUAGCUGGACUGGUGGUGUAUCCCUCACAUCUGGUCAUCAAGGAGUACCCCAUGGUCAAGUCCUUGCACACCGAUCCGUUCUGAUGGAAGCAGUUGGAGGGUGUGGAGGAUGGGGAUCAAAAGAUAUUGAUUGAGAUACUGGGGAGGGAUGUGAGUGCAUG
Messenger RNA from Scylla paramamosain (green mud crab), 3472 nucleotides. RefSeq lists its product as uncharacterized. The record is from RefSeq and is a predicted model, not a curated record. NCBI's taxonomy places the organism in Eukaryota, Metazoa, Arthropoda, Malacostraca, Decapoda, Portunidae. The transcript has 17 exons. The coding region runs from base 1937 to 3445 and encodes 502 amino acids.